Messenger RNA from Harmonia axyridis, 782 nucleotides. RefSeq lists its product as uncharacterized. NCBI's taxonomy places the organism in Eukaryota, Metazoa, Arthropoda, Insecta, Coleoptera, Coccinellidae. The record is from RefSeq and is a predicted model, not a curated record. The transcript is spliced from 3 exons. The coding region runs from base 152 to 520 and encodes 122 amino acids.
AUAUUCAAAUAACGGUUGAUGCCGGUCCUGUGUUGGUCUCUACAUAAGGGCUCAUACUGACAGCUUAUAAAAGCUACCCGUCGUGAUUAUAUAUUCAUAGUGCCCUGUAAAGUCAAAGGUGUUAGUGUGUCUAAAAGUUCUAGUGUUCAUCAUGAUUGUUUCAAGGCAGAUCGUUAUUUAUGCAGCAAUGCUCUUCAUGUUCUUGAAUACGGUGUCGGCAUUUUUCUGGAGUUCAGGAGAAACGACCCAAAACCCCUAUUAUAUCUACCAACGUAGGAUGCCACCCUCCUACAAUGUGCCAUACAGUGAACCAUCUCUACCAGCGGUACCAAUGCAAGUACCCCUGCAAGCCCAACUCUCUCCUCAACCUUCAGUUCAGAAUGUUCAACUGGUACCAUGUUUAUGUCCCAUUCAAACUGAUUUCGAGCAGAUCAAGCCAGAGAACUACUAUCUAACUCCUCCAGUGCAGCAUGCACCACUUCCUAGCAACGUGAACCAAGUUAAAAAUGUGCAGAAUUGAGGAAGACCAUCAGACCAUAUCAUCAGAACGAGACUGUCAAUUAUUAUUACAUGAGUUUCCUGACCAUUAGUAUAAUCCAUGGGUUUUAUUGUUUCGAUGAGACUUUCUCCUAUAAGGAAACCGUUCCAUGGCUACCGUAUAUGCCUUGUUAGCUCAAUGAUCGCAUAUUUUGCAUAAUUGUACAGAUUUUAUUAUUUAUUUAUUUAACGAAAUGUUGGUGUUCAUAAGAGACUGAUUACAAUUGAAAAUUUAGGAUGUUCAA